AUGCCGAUCACUGUCAAGAUAAAGCAGGUCACCGGCGGAGACACACUGGAGGUGGAGACUGAGCCCGAGGUGACCAUUGGCGAGCUCAAGGAGAAGGUUGGGGAGAAGCUGGAUGCCGAGGCGACCGCGAUCAAGCUGAUUUACCGAGGCCAAAUCCUCAAGGAUGCGCAGACGGUCGAGUCUUAUGGUGUGCAGGGUUGGAGGGGUGUGCACAGUUCCAAGGCCAGG
This is a messenger RNA of Chlorella variabilis, 228 nucleotides long. RefSeq lists its product as hypothetical. Gene Ontology annotation, molecular function: polyubiquitin modification-dependent protein binding. Gene Ontology annotation, biological process: ubiquitin-dependent protein catabolic process. Lineage: Eukaryota; Viridiplantae; Chlorophyta; Trebouxiophyceae; Chlorellales; Chlorellaceae. The transcript has a single exon. The annotation marks the transcript as partial. Gene Ontology annotation, cellular component: cytosol. The record is from RefSeq and is a predicted model, not a curated record.